This is a messenger RNA of Scomber scombrus (Atlantic mackerel), 976 nucleotides long. It is a transcript of the gene myf6, whose product is annotated as myogenic factor 6. Gene Ontology annotation, molecular function: RNA polymerase II cis-regulatory region sequence-specific DNA binding; protein dimerization activity; DNA-binding transcription factor activity, RNA polymerase II-specific. The transcript is spliced from 3 exons. Bases 1 to 726 code for a protein of 241 amino acids. NCBI's taxonomy places the organism in Eukaryota, Metazoa, Chordata, Actinopteri, Scombriformes, Scombridae. Gene Ontology annotation, biological process: muscle organ development; regulation of transcription by RNA polymerase II; positive regulation of myoblast differentiation. The record is from RefSeq and is a predicted model, not a curated record.
AUGAUGGACCUUUUUGAGACCAACACUUAUCUUUUCAAUGAUUUGCGUUAUUUGGAGGAAGGGGAUCAUGGACCACUACAGCACUUGGACAUGGCGGGGGUGUCUCCUCUGUACAACGGCAAUGACAGCCCGCUGUCACCGGGCCAAGACAAUGUUCCGUCCGAGACCGGGGAGGAGAGCAGCGGAGAGGAGCACGUCCUUGCACCCCCGGGUCUCCGCGCGCACUGCCAGGGCCAGUGCCUCAUGUGGGCCUGUAAGAUCUGCAAGAGAAAAUCAGCACCGACGGACAGACGCAAGGCUGCCACACUCAGGGAGAGGAGGAGGCUCAAGAAGAUCAACGAGGCCUUCGAUGCGCUGAAGAGGAAGACCGUGGCCAACCCCAACCAGAGGCUACCCAAGGUGGAGAUUUUACGCAGCGCCAUCAGCUACAUUGAGAGACUACAGGACCUGCUGCAAACGCUGGACGAGCAGGAGAAAACGCCAAACGGAUCAACCUACAACAUUAAUGUCAAAGAGCACAGUGUGUCCGGUCAUGAGUACCUUUGGAAAAAGUCCUCAGAGACCUGGGCGACCUCUGCUGACCAUUCCACUGCAGCGAUAAUAAACCAGAGAGAAGGAACCAGUGAGUCCUCUGGGUCCUCCAGCCUCCUGCGUCUGUCCUCCAUUGUGGAUAGCAUCACCAACGGCGAGAAAAGCAGCUUCAGCGAAGUCGUCUCAGAAAAUUGAAAACGCUAGCAAACACCUUCACUAGAUAGCAUAUUUAAAAUUCCCAUUGUUUAUCUCUAAAUUAUUUCCACUGUAUUCAGCCGGCAUGGCUUCAGUUUGUGAUGUUGUACAGCAGGAGCAGCCGCUGCUCUUUUGCAGAUAAAAAUGUAUAUAUUUUAUAAUAAUGUGAUGUUUAGAUUUAUUUAUUUUGUAUUCAGAAGAAAAUAAGCUGUCUAAGAAAGCUGAUAUUGUAUUUAAAUAUUUGUACAUA